Coprinopsis cinerea okayama7#130 is the source of this 1569-nucleotide messenger RNA. RefSeq names its product oxidoreductase A;oxidoreductase/cytochrome P450 monooxygenase. Bases 1 to 1569 code for a protein of 522 amino acids. Gene Ontology annotation, molecular function: oxidoreductase activity, acting on paired donors, with incorporation or reduction of molecular oxygen; monooxygenase activity; heme binding. The record is from RefSeq and is a predicted model, not a curated record. NCBI's taxonomy places the organism in Eukaryota, Fungi, Basidiomycota, Agaricomycetes, Agaricales, Psathyrellaceae. The transcript has 11 exons.
AUGCCUCUCUUUCCAGAUCUCGACUUUUCAGUUCAAUUUGCAGACGCACCGACAUGGGCACCCUAUGCAGGCUUUUCGUUUGCUCUUCUAGCUUUGUACGUCGCGAAGAAACUCUUCAAUGUGCACAGGUCUGCUCUCCCAUUACCGCCUGGUCCUCCACGCUUUCCUGUCAUCGGAAACGUGCACCAAAUGCCCACAGAGAACCACUGGGAAGUUUACAGGGACUGGGCGCAGCAGUAUGAAGCCUUCGGGGCGCCGAUCCUCGUCCUUAACUCGCUGCCCGCUGUCCUUGAGAUCAUGGAGAAGAAAGCUGCUAUCUUCUCCGACAGGACCUAUCUACCUGCUUAUGAUAUAAUCAAACUUGACUGGAACUUUGGCUUGAUGCGAUACGGCGCUGCUUGGAGAUCCCAUCGAAAAUCCUUCCAUCACUUCCUUAGUCCGCAAGGAGUGGAGAACAACUUCCGCCCUGUCAUCGAGCAAGAAGGUAUCGCAUUCGUCCACCGGUUGUUGGAGAACCCUGCAGAAUUUUUCGAGGAAACUCGAUUCUGUUUUGGGGCCAUCAUUAUGCGAGUCUCAUAUGGCGUCAACGACUACGAAUACAACAAGAACCUGGUAUUGAAGAGUGAAUUUGUGAACAAGGGGUUCUCCGAGGUCACCCUUCCGGGUCGACUGCUCGUGAAUCAGUUCCCCUGGCUCCGCUAUGUCCCAACUUGGUUCCCCGGCGCUGCUUGGAAGAAGAGGCUUAGUGCGAUGGCGGCAGCAUGUCAAGUAAUCAUAAACGAGCCUUUCCGAGAAGCGCAGGAGCGCAUGAGGUCUGGCAAGCAAAACGAAUUCAUCAGUAUGGCAACGAGCUUGAUCGACGAACUACCUCCCAAAGAUAGUCCCGAAUAUGCAUCUCAAGAAAUACAAGCGCGAAACGUCGCAUUGGUAUCCUACUUUGCUGGUUCUGAUACUACUGUCACAGCCGCCCACGUUCUCUUCCUCCUCCUCGCCAAACAUCCGGAGGUCCAGAGGCGGGCUCAAGAGGAAAUAGAGGCAGUUAUUGGCAAAGAUCGGCUACCCACCCCUGCUGACUGUUCUCAGCUUCCAUACGUACAAGCAAUUAUUAAAGAGGUCAGCCGAUGGCACACAAUUCUUCCACUGGGCCUCCCCCAUGUUUCCACCGAAGACUACGAGUACAAGGGCUAUUUCAUCCCGAAGGGCACAACAGUAUUGGCCAACACAUGGUCCAUCAUGCACGACGCCGAAAUCUAUCAAGACCCUUUGGAGUUCAAACCAGAGCGCUUCCUCAAGGGCGGCAAGAUCGAUCCUGAUGUCCUUGACCCAUACAUCGGAGUCUUUGGGUAUGGUCGCAGAAUCUGUCCCGGCCGCCACCUCAGCAACGAGGCCUUGACUUUCGUUGCAGCUUGCAUCCUGACGGUAUUCAAUAUCGAACCGCCGAAGGAUAAGGUCGGAAACCCGCUACCAAUGGAGAUGAAAGUGAAUUCCGAUCUUAUCUGUGCUCCCGAGCGAUACACUUGCGACUUUGUGCCAAGAUCAGAGAGACACCGUGCACUUGUUGUCGAUUAG